AUGAGCCCCAACUGGGAAAGGCUUCCAGAUGUGGAGGUGCUUGUGGCAGCUGUGGUGACCCAUGAAGGAGGCUGUAACUGCCCCUGCCUCAGUCUGUACAAGUGGGGGCACCAGACUGGAUUGGAGGGAAGUGGAUGGAGAAAAGGGAGACAGAAGGAAGAGGUGGAGCAGGGGGCAGCAGCUGAGAGGCUGAAGAUCUUUGGGAAACCCACCCGUCACACCAGGAAGGCCCUGAGACUGCUGCAGCUGAACUCUGUCCAGAAGGUGGAAUUGCACUGCGCCUGGGCACCCUCCUCCUUGGCUGUUUGUGCUCCUUUCUUGGGCCACAUGAGGAACCUGAGGAAGCUGCUUGUCUCCCAGAUCUAUGUGCCUGCCUACACCUCCCAAGAGGAGCAGGAGCAGCUGCUUGCCCAGCUCACUUCACAGUUCCUCAGGAUGGCCUGCCUGCAGAAGUUCUUUGCCAAUGCUGUGUUGCUCCUAGAGGGCCACCUGGAACAGGUGCUGAGUCUGGAGCCCCUCCAAAUCCUGCUGGACAGCACUGCAACCACCCUGAACAGCCUGGACCUGGAAGCUUGUGGGAUCACUGACUCCCAGCUCCAGGCCCUCCUGCCUGCCCUGAGCCACUGCUCCCAGCUUGUGAUCUUGAGCUUUCAUGGGAACCACCUCUCUAUGUCAACCCUGAGGGACCUGCUGUGCCACACUGCCAGGCUGAGCCAGUUGAGCAUAGAGCUGUACCCUGCCCCUCUGGAGAGCUCUGAUGCCCGGGGUACCAUCCACCCAGAUAACAAAGAACUUGAAUUAUCAUCACAAAAGAUGGACAAUAUGUGUAAAACCACAAAACCAGUUAGUCUGAAAUAUGAUGUGACAACAAAUGAUACACAGAGGCCUAUGCCAAGCACAAAGAUCAGAUGUUUCUGUUUUCCUGUAGAUAGGUUUUAUCUUGCAAGCUCUCCUAACGAGAAAAACAGCAGAAAUGUGGGAAAUGUCAACUCAGACAAAUUUAGCCAGAAUCUUACCUUUGAAGGGCUUAAUAGAAAAGAUACCCCUUCUACUGUUGGCUCCCAAUUUAAUGGUUUUAAUCAGCAGAUUCCAAAAAAAAUCCAGGGAUAGCAAUGUGAACCAAAGAACUUAACUGGCAUGAGUAUAGUGAUUGUGCCAAGUACACUCCAGGAAAAGGGGACAAUGAGCAUCAAGGUUAGUGGUGACCAUUCUAGCAGUUCCACACAGCCCAACAUGCCAGCCAGAUCAGCAAGAGAGGCACCAGUGAGACUGUCCUCUCAUUCUCACCAUCUUGCUCCUGCAAGAGUAUCCAGAAUACUGCAACCCCAUCUCGGGACAACAUUUUACAAACAACCUACCCCAACCAGCAAAGUCAGGGGGAUUGAGGAGAGACCAGCUUCACCUUCAGCAACAGUGCCUCCUAGCACAGCUCUUACUCCCCUGAGUCAUGUGGAGAAAUCAGUUCCAGAGGCAGACAGCACAUCAGCUUAUGCUUUGAAGCCAGCUGCUAAGCCUAAAGAGAACUCUGAGGAGCUUGGCCUACCUGACAUAAAUCCAAUGUGCCAGGGACUCAGGCUAAAACAAAUGGAAGAAUUACAAGACCUUGAAUUUGAAAUGCCACAGUUUGUGUAG
This is a messenger RNA of Marmota monax (woodchuck), 1632 nucleotides long. Its product is annotated as rho GTPase-activating protein 29-like. NCBI's taxonomy places the organism in Eukaryota, Metazoa, Chordata, Mammalia, Rodentia, Sciuridae. The record is from RefSeq and is a predicted model, not a curated record. Gene Ontology annotation, cellular component: cytoplasm.